UUGAGUGAAAAAGUCAAUAGAGUGUAGUGAACGUAAGGAAGGAAGGAGGCCAUUAAAGCUCACUCAUUGACAUGUGAAUAGCGUACAUGUAGUAUCCAAUUCCAGGUAUCCAAAACUGACUAUUACAAAAAGUUAAAAUUGGAUACCUUCAAUAUGACACCCAUGUCAGUGGCGGAUCUAGGGGAGGGGCCCGGGGGUCCCCUCCCCCCUUAUUGCAGGUAAAAAAAAUUUCAGAAGUAAGAAAAACCAGCAGGGCAUGCAAAAAAUACGGCCCCCUCCCUUCCCCUGUAGCUCAAGGUCUGGAUCCACCACUGCACAUGAAUUUGCUUGACAAAGAGGCGUGUGGAGAAUCAGUCACGAUACAGCAUUUUUUUAGAGAUAUGAUUAGGACAGUUAUUUUUACUCAUGAUAAGUAAUAACAAGCAGUUGUUGAUCUUCUUCAAUUAGGCAUCCAGCAAAUGCUGAUUGAUCAGUUGAAUCACUACUGCCAUAAAUGGACAACAGUAGGGAAAGAAAGACAUCAGGCGAGUCAACUGCCAGUGACAGCUCAGAGACUGUAUCAUGCAGACCUUAUUAUCUACCAGAAUCACCAGCUGCUGGUUCUUCAUCACAAGUAGUUAGAUCAGCUUGCAGUUCUUCAGUAUCUUCAUCAAGAGUUGGUGAUUAUUUACGAUCACCUGCAGGAGGAAUGUCAGAUAAAUCAAGAGAGGAGAAAAGAAGAUUGUCACCCAGUUGGAGUACAACAGAUCCUAAACAAGCCAAAUUCACACAUGGGGGUAGAACAGGUUAUUUUACAUGUAUUUUGUAUGUCCUCAGUAUAUACAUACAACAAAGCUAGCCAAGGAAUGCAUAGGCCUAUUUUAAUUCCAUACUCCAAAAGUC
Orbicella faveolata is the source of this 882-nucleotide messenger RNA. RefSeq lists its product as uncharacterized. The record is from RefSeq and is a predicted model, not a curated record. NCBI's taxonomy places the organism in Eukaryota, Metazoa, Cnidaria, Anthozoa, Scleractinia, Merulinidae.